Messenger RNA from Austrofundulus limnaeus, 875 nucleotides. Its product is annotated as galectin-related protein B. The record is from RefSeq and is a predicted model, not a curated record. Gene Ontology annotation, molecular function: carbohydrate binding. Lineage: Eukaryota; Metazoa; Chordata; Actinopteri; Cyprinodontiformes; Rivulidae.
AUACUACYAAUAAACCAGUCUGUGUGAAAAGUGUACUGCUAAAGUUUAUCUUGGCUAAAACAUUGAACAAUAUUAUAAACUAAGCAGUGUUCCCUACCAUUAUACAGGCGGGGCGCAUCUUUUUAAAAAUAUCGUACAGUUUAGAGGUAUAAUCCCCAGAAUUUAACAAAAAUAUAUUUAUUAUAGRUCCUGGUAAAGGUUUGAGAAUAUUAUACAGGCUGACUGUAAUUUAUCUGUUUCAAAUAUUUGUGUGUAAACUAACUAAAUGUUCAGUCUGUGACGCUUCUGUUAAACAGGUAUGUUUUAAAAAGCCUUACAUAUAUGUAUAUAAAUGUAAUAUAUAUAAAUAUAUUACAUUUAUAUAUCAGUCGUUAUUGGUCUCAGGUCUGAAGCUAAGCUUGUUUCACUCAGUCAGUCUGAAACAUGUCAGCUAACACUCAGACAGAAACACUUUGAAAAGUUACCCAGUAAGAUAAAAACAUACAUACUCAUGUCUUCAAGCGGUUUCCAUUUUAAUAUCCAGUUAUUGUUGUUUGUUCUUCCAGCCGCAGCUUUCUCUCUGCUUGUUAUGCUAGCAGCUGCAUGACGAAAGUCAUGUGAUCAAAUCAGCUGAUUCUCCGCCGCUGAUUGGUCAAAGGUCAGAAGUGGGCGUUCCGGUUUGUACUGUUGCCUUCAAAGGUCUCCAUGGCAACGAGCUGGAGGCGGAGGCUGCGCAGUUGGUACCCGCUCCAAAGCUGCACACUGCAUCAGGGCCCGAGUGGAAUGGAGGAACAGGACAAGAAAGAAAAUGAGGAGUAUAAGGGAGACAUUAAAGGAGGCAUGAGGCCUUCAAUGAAACUGGUUAUCAUGGGGAUCGUCAACAAGAAGCCCAAGAG